GCACGCGCCAAAUGCGUCGACGUCAAGUGCAUGUGAUAAUGAUUGGGGAGAAGGCACGUGCACAAUGUCCACCGCGCGGUCGUCCACCUGUUCGAGUGUAGCCGGAAAAACAUUUAGCUUUCGUUUGAAGUUUGUGUGAACUGUAUCUCCGAGUCUGUGAAUCAGCCUUUAAAAUAACCAGUUAGUGUUAGUCACCACAGGCAACUCGGACAGACAUGGACUUCUUUCUUUAUAGGAAAUAAACCCAGCUUCAUUACAGCGAGCUGUCGGGGUUAUCUGCGUUAACAGAACCCUCUUACAAGCUGCUGACAACUUUGUAGGCUGUAGGAAACGAAUGGUAGACAUAGCAGCUGGUCCUGUUUAAGUGUCUGCUGUCCCCCCUUUUAUCUAACUCUGCCGGACUGCUUCUUCUUCUGCAGGAUGACUGCUCCCCAAGGUUACUUGCUUCAAAAGUGUCUCAGGUGCCUAAAGACAGACCAUGAUGAGGAACAUAGAAGCUCAAGCUCCCGCAUGAAGUGCAAAAGGGCGUAAAGGAUGGCACAGAGGCUCUUAUCAUGUCAGCACAAGUGUCCCUAAACACCAAAUCCACAGUGGGAGAAGUCUGCCACAGCCGACAGGGCCCAAGCUGCAGACUGCCACGGUGAGAGAAACCACUAAAGCUGGUUGAGAACAGCAGGGCUCCUGUGGGACUGACAGUUCCAGGCAGACGAGCAGCUGCCGGUAAACCAACCAUAUAACCAUAGCGGUGUGUGACAAGGAACAGAAAACCACAGUUGUGAUAGCCGGGCAAUCCCCAGUGGACGGCAACAUCAAGAAGAAAGAGCACAUAAGGCAAGAUAACUCUCAUUUGGAAAUGACCAACAUGAAGUCCAAAUCGCAGAGCCAGAGCGAUGAGGCCGAGGGCCCGGAUGGAGGCUGGGGCUGGGUGCUGGUUGUCGCCAUGUUUGUCAGCUCGAGCCUCGUGUUCGGCCUGAUGCGGAGCCUGGGCAUCUUCUUUGUGGAGUUCGUUCAGUACUUCGAGGAGAGCGCCCAGGCCAUCUCCUGGAUCUCGUCCACCGGCCUGGCUGCUCAGCAGUUCUUCAGUCCACUGGCCGCUGCACUGUGUAAUGCUUACAAUCCCAGAGUGGUGGUGAUGACGGGAGGCUUUCUGGCCGGGCUCGGCCUCACACUUGCCUCGCAGUCCACCUGUCUCGUACACCUCUACCUCACGAUGGGAGUAAUUUCAGGUUUUGGAUGGGGGAUGGUCUUCACUCCCAUGGUGGCCACAGUCAUGGCUAAUUUCACUCGCCGGCGUGCCCUGGCUCUGGGACUGGGGUUCUCCAGCAUCGGCCUCUCCUCCUUCGCUUUCAACCCGCUCUUUCAGCUGCUGGUGGAGACGUACGCCUGGCGAGGGGCCCUGCUGAUCCUGGGGGCUCUCAGCCUCAACAUUGUACCCUGCGGGGCGCUGAUCCGUCCGCAGCGGCGCUCUAAAGCACCGGCAAAGGUGGAUUCAGAGACAAAGUCAUGUGCGUCCAUGCUGCGGCGCAUCGCCUCUUACCUGGAGCUGUCCCUGCUGACUGAGAGGCCCUAUCUCACUUACACUUUGGGCGUUACGCUGUUUAACGUCGGCUACUUCGUGCCUUACUUCCACCUGGUGGCCCACAGUCGCCAAGUUGGCUUCUCAGAGUACCAAGCUGCCUUCGUUAUGUCAGCUGCAGGUGCUUCGGACAUUUUGGGGCGCGUAGUGUCGGGCUGGUUCUCUGACCUGGGCCACUUUCGGGUUGUUCAUUUACUGACCUUGUGGACAGGCCUAGCAGGAGUGUUUAUCAUGCUGCUGCCAGUGAGCUCCAUGUCUGGCUCCUACGCCGCUCUGAUGGUGAUCAGCCUGCUUUAUGGCUUCUGCUCUGGGGCUUUGACCUCCGUUGUUUUUGCGGUGGUGCCCAUGAUUGUGGGUGUGGAGCGCACGAUGGGGGCACUCGGACUGCUGCAGCUCAUCGAGAGUGGUGCUGGACUUCUGGGGACUCCUUUGUCAGGUAAGUGUGCGUUAAAGCUGCUGAGAUAAAGCCAGCUUAUAACAAAAAUG
Molecule: messenger RNA, 2062 nt
Organism: Pundamilia nyererei
Lineage: Eukaryota; Metazoa; Chordata; Actinopteri; Cichliformes; Cichlidae
Gene: slc16a13
Product: solute carrier family 16 member 13
Exons: 6
Coding region: 854-2041 (395 amino acids)
Biological process (GO): transmembrane transport; monocarboxylic acid transport
Molecular function (GO): monocarboxylic acid transmembrane transporter activity
Source: RefSeq, a predicted model, not a curated record